AUGGCCAAAUCAGAAACAUCUCUCACAAGAAAAGAGAUGUUGCUUCAAGCACUCCUUAAAACAGCGAUAAAAGACAAAAUGGAGCAUGCCGACUUGGUGUCGGAGAUGUCACAGGUGGAACACCUUACAACUCAGGAAAGGCUCCAUUUAGCCCGGAGACGUCGCAUGCAACAGCUGAAACUAUGGCAGCAACGCGAGAAAGAAUGGGCGAGAUCAAGGGCGAAAAGGGAGAAGAGCAACAAGCGGAGCAUAUACUUUAGUGAUAGCGUUAUGUUGCUGGAAGCAGCAGCUAGAAACGAUAUAGAUGAAGUUCGGCGAUUACUAUCCCGAGGCGUCACACCAGACGCUACGAACGAAGAUGGUCUUACGGCGCUACACCAGUGCUGUAUCGACAACAAUGAAGCCAUGAUGCGACUUCUUCUCGACCACGGGGCGAACGUUAACGCUGAGGAUAGUGAGAAAUGGACACCAUUACAUGCCGCAGCUACCUGUGGAAACCUUAACUUAGUUCGAAUAUUAAUACAAAGAGGAGCUAAUUUACUCGCCGUCAAUGGAGACGGUAAUAUGCCCUACGAUAUAUGCGAAGAAGAAAGAACUUUGGAUGCGAUAGAAAGUGAAAUGGCAGCUAGAGGUGUUACGCAAAGGUUAAUUGAUGAUACUAGGGCGUCGACUGAAAUGAAAAUGUUGAGAGAUGUCGCAGAGUUAGUUAACGAGAGGAUGGAUUUGGAUGAACCUAGAGACAAUCAGGGAGCUACACUUUUACACAUAGCAUCAGCGAAUGGCUACAUCAAAGUGGUGGAGUAUUUGUUAGAACACCGCGCCUCGACUGAUGUUGUAGACCAUGACAUGUGGCAACCAGUACAUGCGGCAGCUUGUUGGGGACACCUAGAGGUGCUGGAGUUAUUAGUACAAUAUGGAGCUGAUCUCAAUGUAAGGAACAAGCAUGACGAGAGGCCAGCAGACAUUUGCGAGGAGGGCGAGGUGCGCGCGCGCAUCCUGCGGCUGGCGGCCGACCAGGAGGAGUUGCGCAAGCACGCCGCCGCCGACCGCCUGCGGACCGCGCGUCGUUCCUCAUCCACGGCUAGCACUAGCAGGGUGAGGUCGGUCCGACGCACCUCCCUGCGUGAGAAGCAGUUGACAGCGAAGGCGGACGUGCGAGGCGAGGCCAGGCUACGGGAGACCUUCGACUCGACUGUCGAUGAUGAUAUGCAGGGACUAUCAAAUGGCGUUGAAAAUGAUCAAAACACCGCAAACCUGCCACCGGAGUUAUCACAUAAACGGCUAUCGAAUACCUCCACAACGUCCAAUCAGAGUUACGAUUCAAAUGUAGAAUACGCGGUGCCCAAACACUCAUUCAACCAACGGGGAGGGAGCUCUUUACGAACGAGCGACCUAAGUGAUAACUCUGAUAUCGCACCAUUCGGUCAACAGAAGAUCACGAACCCCCUAUUCGGAGUUAACGCCGCGUCGCACUACGCACCCGGUGCAAUAGCUGCCUCGAAGCAUGAGGCUGUUAACGACCAAACCAAUCAUUACGAAAGAACAAACAUGCCGAACGGCGUCAGGAAAGCGCCUGAAGGUCAGGACAAUGACGUCAUCAAAAACGAGGACGCCCUAGACGGUAGGAAUGAGGUGAUCGUGAACCCCAACCAAAUCGCGAUCACUGAGGGCGGCACCGCGACCUACACUACAGACAAUAAUGGUAAAAUCAAUGUUCAUGUCACCGUCAUGAUUAACGCAGGCACACUGGCUGAUUUGAAGAAGCAACGAGCUCAGAUCAGGACCAACGGCAGCCCGGUUGAAAGCAGUCUUACAUCGACGAACAACCACAGCUUGAACUCGCUGUCUGAAGUGUCCAAACAAGACAUGCCGGUCCAGUUGAAUCCGUUGACGCUGUCCCCCAGCGCCGGCACAGUGCCCAGGUUCUCCGGCAACACCAGUGAUGUAGUCAGUGAUUCAAGGUCACACAGGUGCUGUAUUAUCAUGUAG
This is a messenger RNA of Arctia plantaginis, 1989 nucleotides long. Lineage: Eukaryota; Metazoa; Arthropoda; Insecta; Lepidoptera; Erebidae. The record is from the annotation of a GenBank genome assembly.